Molecule: messenger RNA, 555 nt
Organism: Pyricularia grisea
Lineage: Eukaryota; Fungi; Ascomycota; Sordariomycetes; Magnaporthales; Pyriculariaceae
Exons: 1
Coding region: 1-555 (184 amino acids)
Source: RefSeq, a predicted model, not a curated record
AUGCAGUUCAAGGCCAUCCUCGUCCUCGCCUCGGUCGCCACCGUCCUGGCCGCGCCCACCCCCAUUCCCUCCGACACUGUCGUCGACGUCUACAACACUGCCCCCGUAGAGGUGGCCCAGCUCGACGCCCGCCAGACGGCCAAGGAGCAGAUCACCGCGGCCAUCACCGAGGCGGUCAAGGAUGCCGUGACUGCGCUCGCCGUCAAGGGUGCCAAGAUGGGAGCCCAGUUCGUCAAGGACCUCAAGAACUGGACCAACGCCCGUGAGGAGUUCACCAAGGCCACCGUCAAGGAGAUGUGGGAGGCCCAGACCGACAAGAAUACCUUCCCCGCCGCCGUCUGCUACAACAUGGGCUACAAGGCCGAGGGCGCCGCCGGCCUGAUCAAGGUCGACCUCAAGUCCGGUCUUCUCAAGACCGACUACGAUUGCUUCUACAUGCCUGGCAACUCCAACUUCAAGGCUGAGGGCGAUGGCGGCUUUAUCAACCUUGCCAUCCAGUCCGACAGCAACCGCUGCAAGUACGACAGCAAGGCCAAGACCCUCACCUGCAAAUAA